AUGGGUGAGGGGCUCUACCCACCCGUGGGCCACCCAGCGAGCCUGCACCCCAUGACGUCCCCGCACCUCACAGCGUCCCCUCGCCCCUUGCUCGGGUCUCUGCACCCCCGUCGCCCGUCCCGCCGCCCCCAGGAAAGCGCGGGGAACCAGGGAUGGCGUGUCUCAGCACCCACUCACUGUGGGCCUUUCCCCACCCAGGUCCCCAGCCCCAGCUUCCCAGGGACACCCAGCUCCCCAGCCAGCACUUCUCUGGGCAAGAAGACAAGGAAGCUCGUCCCCCCAGCAGGCCAGCAGCCCCACCUGGUGUCCGAAGGGGACAGGGUCCUCAGGAAGGACACAGUCUCCGAGCUCCAGGCCUGCCUGCAGCGGGCGCGUGAGCUGGGCGCACGAGUCCAGGCUCUGAAGGCCACCGGGCAGCAGGAGGACGCUGGCCAGUCCAGUACAGCAGAGUCCGAGGGGUGCCCAUCAGAGUCAUGCACCCCCGAGGUUCCUGCCUACCAGCGCUUCCAUGUGCUCGCCCAGCUGGGCCUCCCUGGCCUGGCCCUACCCUACAAGUACCAGGUGCUGGCCGAAAUGUUCCGGAGCAUGGACAUGGUCGUGAGCAUGCUGCACAAUCGCACCGAGGCUGUGACCUUCAUUAAGGUUAAGCAGGGCGUCCAGACCAUGCUGCACAGACGCUUUGAGGAGCGCAACGUGGGCCAGAUCAAAACGGUGUACCCCGGCUCGUACCACCUCCGCCAGGAGCGCAACAUCCCCUCCUUCAAGGACGGCGUCAAGAGGACGGACUACCAGCUCACCAUCGAGCCCCUGCUGGACCAAGAGUCCGGCGGGACAGCCACCAAGCUCUCUGCAUCUUGGCUCCUGAGACGGCGGCACAUCUUCAGCCAGAACCUGGUGGCCCGCGUGAGGGAGCAUCACAAGGCCUUCUUGGCCACUCUGAAGCCCCCCCUGGAGGUGCCGGACGACCUGCUGACCCGCUGGCACCCUCGCUUCAAUGUGGAUGAGGUGUCCGACAUCGAACCGGCUGAGCUGCCCCAGCCGCCUGCCACAGAGCAGCUGGCCACUGCUCAGGAGCUGCUGUCCCGAGCCCGGAAUCUGAUGUCGCCCAGAAUGGAGAGAGCCUUGAGUAACCUGGCCUUGCGCACAGCACAGCCCAGCUCUCCUGGGUCCCCCAGUCCAGCCCUGCCGCCCACAUCACCUGCUGCCCCCAGCGCACUGAAGGGGGUGUCACAGGCCCUGCUGGAUCGGAUCCGCGCCAAGGAGGCACAGAAGCAGCUGGCGCAGAUGACCCGGCGGCCAGAGCAGGAGCAGCGGCUGGAGAGGCUGGAGCGGCUGCCCGAGCUGGCCCGCGUGCUUCGAAGUAUCUUUGUGUCCGAGCGGAAGCCGGCACUCCCCAUGGAGGUGGCCUGCACCAAGAUGGUGGGCAGCUACCGCGCCCCCAUGAGCACCGGGGACAUGGAAGAGCAUCUGCAGCUGCUGGCCGAACUGCUGCCCGACUGGCUCAGCCUGCACCGUGUCCGAAACGACACCUACGUCAAACUGGACAAGGCUGCUGACCUGGCGGGUCUCACGGCCCGGCUGACCCGCCUAGCCCACACAGAGCAGAGCCUGUGAGCUGUGCCCAUGCCUGGCCUGGCCCAGCUGAGUUUCCGUUCAGCACUUUGUUCCCUUCCCUCCACCCCACCCCCAGGCUCUCCUCCCCAUCUGCCUCAGAGUUCGUGUGUAGUUUACAUUAAACUGGUUUCCAUCUGCA
Molecule: messenger RNA, 1753 nt
Organism: Echinops telfairi (small Madagascar hedgehog)
Lineage: Eukaryota; Metazoa; Chordata; Mammalia; Afrosoricida; Tenrecidae
Gene: CDT1
Product: chromatin licensing and DNA replication factor 1
Exons: 10
Coding region: 1-1614 (537 amino acids)
Biological process (GO): DNA replication preinitiation complex assembly; mitotic cell cycle; DNA replication checkpoint signaling
Cellular component (GO): nucleus
Molecular function (GO): DNA binding; DNA polymerase binding
Source: RefSeq, a predicted model, not a curated record